Molecule: messenger RNA, 747 nt
Organism: Gracilinanus agilis (Agile Gracile Mouse Opossum)
Lineage: Eukaryota; Metazoa; Chordata; Mammalia; Didelphimorphia; Didelphidae
Gene: RAC3
Product: Rac family small GTPase 3
Exons: 6
Coding region: 39-659 (206 amino acids)
Biological process (GO): small GTPase-mediated signal transduction; cortical cytoskeleton organization; regulation of cell shape
Cellular component (GO): plasma membrane; cytoplasmic vesicle; cell projection
Molecular function (GO): GTPase activity; protein kinase binding; GTP binding
Source: RefSeq, a predicted model, not a curated record
CCCCGGCUCCCGCGAAGCCGGCUCCUGGCCCCGGGCACAUGCAGGCGAUCAAAUGCGUGGUGGUCGGCGACGGAGCCGUGGGGAAGACAUGCCUGCUAAUCAGUUACACCACCAAUGCCUUCCCUGGAGAGUACAUCCCUACUGUUUUCGACAACUACUCAGCCAAUGUGAUGGUAGAUGGAAAGCCAGUGAACCUGGGGCUGUGGGAUACAGCUGGGCAGGAGGACUAUGACCGGCUUCGACCCCUCUCUUAUCCCCAGACUGUAUGUAGUACCUGCAGCUCCCUACUUCCUCCCCCUCUGGGAGAUGUCUUCCUGAUCUGUUUCUCCUUGGUGAGCCCAGCCUCCUUCGAGAAUGUCCGUGCCAAGUGGUACCCUGAGGUACGACACCACUGCCCCAACACACCCAUCAUCCUGGUGGGCACCAAGUUGGACCUUCGAGAUGACAAGGACACCAUCGAACGGCUUCGGGACAAGAAACUGGCACCUAUCACUUACCCCCAAGGCCUAGCCAUGGCCCGAGAGAUUGGCUCUGUCAAAUACCUGGAGUGCUCAGCAUUGACCCAGCGAGGACUCAAGACUGUAUUUGAUGAGGCUAUUCGGGCAGUGCUUUGUCCUCCCCCCAUCAAGAAACCUGGAAAGAAGUGUACUAUGUUCUAAACCCUGCCCAGAGUCUCCUCCUCCCCCCAGGGUGGCCUGAGUGGUGAGGAGAGCUAGGAGCCCAAGGGCCAGGGGCUUUGGGACAGCG